Molecule: messenger RNA, 1851 nt
Organism: Plectropomus leopardus (leopard coralgrouper)
Lineage: Eukaryota; Metazoa; Chordata; Actinopteri; Perciformes; Serranidae
Gene: cstf1
Product: cleavage stimulation factor, 3' pre-RNA, subunit 1
Biological process (GO): mRNA 3'-end processing
Cellular component (GO): mRNA cleavage stimulating factor complex
Molecular function (GO): protein binding; RNA binding
Source: RefSeq, a predicted model, not a curated record
UGACGUAGGACGCAAAUACGUCGCACAGCGUAACGCACGCUGGGUUCUGGAGCGCCGUUGGAAGUUUAAAUUGGUGGAGUUGUCUUCUGGUCACACUGACCCAUCAUGUAUCGCCCCAAGCCGACUCUGAAGGACCGACAGCACCUGUACAAGCUCAUCAUCAGCCAGCUGCUCUAUGACGGAUACACCAACAUCGCCAACAGUCUGAUCAAUGAGGUCAAACCACAGAAUGUAGUGUCUCCGUCUGAGCAGCUGAUGCAGCUGGCAAAAAUAGGGAUGGAGAAUGAUGACAGUGCAGUGCAGUAUGCCAUUGGGCGCUCUGAUACAGUGGCACCUGGUGUGGGGAUUGAUCUGGAAUUCGAUGCAGACGUCCAGACCAUGUCUCCAGAGGCAUCAGAGUAUGAGACCUGCUACGUUACAUCCCACAAGGGUCCAUGCCGCGUGGCUUCAUACAGUCGGGAUGGCCAGCUGAUUGCCACUGGCUCUGCUGACGCUUCCAUCAAGAUCCUGGAUACUGAGCGCAUGCUGGCAAAGAGUGCUAUGCCUAUUGAGGUGAUGAUGAAUGAGACGGCACAGCAAAACAUGGAGAACCACCCUGUGAUACGAACACUGUAUGACCACGUAGAUGAAGUUACCUGCCUCGCCUUCCAUCCAACUGAACAAAUUCUGGCUUCUGGUUCAAGAGAUUACACCCUGAAACUCUUUGACUACUCAAAACCCUCAGCAAAAAGAGCAUUUAAAUAUAUACAGGAAGCAGAAAUGCUACGUUCAAUCUCCUUCCACCCAUCUGGUGACUUCCUGCUGGUGGGAACGCAGCACCCCACCCUCCGUCUCUAUGAUGUCAACACCUUCCAGUGCUUCGUGUCUUGUAACCCGCUGGACCAGCACACAGACACCAUCAGCGGCGUCAGCUACAACCCCUCCGCCAACAGCUACGUCACCUGCAGCAAGGACGGCAGCAUCAAGCUCUGGGAUGGCGUCUCCAACCGUUGCGUGACCACCUUCGAGAAGGCCCACGACGGAGCCGAGGUGUGCUCUGCCAUCUUCUCCAAGAACUCCAAGUACAUCCUGUCCAGCGGCAAAGACUCUGUGGUCAAACUGUGGGAGAUCUCUACAGGCCGGACGCUGGUCAAGUACACAGGUGCGGGGCUGAGCGGUCGUCAGAUGCAUCGUACACAAGGCGUGUUCAACCACACAGAGGACUACGUGCUGCUGCCAGACGAGCGCACCAUCAGCCUGUGCUGCUGGGACUCGCGCACUGCCGAGAGGAAAAACCUGCUGUCUCUGGGACACAACAACAUCGUCCGCUGCAUCGUCCACUCGCCCACCAACCCCGGCUUCAUGACCUGCAGCGACGACUUCAGGGCCCGCUUCUGGUACCGCCGCACCACCACAGACUGAGACACAUCCAGCCUCUGUGAUUCUUCUCACCCAUCUCGCUUCAUCUGGUCUCUGAGAAUCAAACAGGAUGCUGUUGUUUCCAGUGAAUCAUCACUGUCUUCUGAUCUGUGGUGUCCUUCAUUUUUAUUUCCUGUGAAACUGCGGCAGAACUUGUGGGACAGUACUAAAGAAAAGUUGUCAUUUCACCAUCUGAAGAGCAAACCGCUCUUUCUCAAGAUGUCUUCUCUUUUUGAAAACACUUUAUGAAUUAUCCGCUGAAGCUUUGUCUCAUUGAAGUGAAAGUCUUUGCUUUUUAAAAUCCUUUCACUUGUUGGACACUCUUCUCACAUCUCAUAGUCCUCAGUUGUAUGUCGUAAAUGACAACAGAGUUGUUUUGUUGGCUUUUCCACUUUUAUAUUUUGUCUACGUCCUUUGUUGUAAUUCAGAUUUUUAUUAAACAUGUAAAAGAAA